Molecule: messenger RNA, 936 nt
Organism: Sorex araneus (European shrew)
Lineage: Eukaryota; Metazoa; Chordata; Mammalia; Eulipotyphla; Soricidae
Product: olfactory receptor 7A10-like
Exons: 2
Biological process (GO): G protein-coupled receptor signaling pathway
Cellular component (GO): membrane
Molecular function (GO): olfactory receptor activity; G protein-coupled receptor activity
Source: RefSeq, a predicted model, not a curated record
AUGGUACCUUGCAAUUAUACACAAGUUACAGAAUUUCUUCUACUGGGAUUAUCAUGGGAGCCAGAAUUACAGCCCCUCAUCUUUGGGCUUUUCCUGUCCAUGUACUUGAUUGCUCUCUUGGGGAACCUGCUCAUCAUCUUGGCCAUCAGCUCAGACCCCCACCUCCACACGCCCAUGUAUUUCUUCCUCUCCAACCUGUCCUUGGUGGACAUCUGCUUCAUCUCCACCACCGUCCCCAAGAUGCUGCAGAAUAUCCAGACGCACAGCAAAGCCAUCAGCUAUGAGGGCUGCAUCACUCAGCUAUAUUGUGCCUUGCUCUUCGCAGGAGUGGAUGACAUUCUCCUGACCGUGAUGGCCUAUGACCGCUUCGUGGCCAUCUGUCACCCCCUACACUAUACAGUUGUCAUGAACCCUCGGCUCUGUCUACUGCUGGUCCUGGGCUCCUGGAUCACGAGUGUCCUAAAUUCCUUAUUACACUGCUUAAUGGUGCUGCGUCUGUCCUUCUGUCCAGAGUUAGUAAUUCCCCACUUUUUCUGUGAACUUGAUCAGAUGGUCCAGCUUGCCUGCUCUGACACCUUUGUCAAUAAAAUACUGAUAUAUUUUGACGCUGGGAUCAUGGGUGGUGGACCCUUGGCUGGGAUCCUCUAUUCUUACUCAAAGAUUGUCUCUUCCAUCCGGAGAAUCUCCUCAGCUCAGGGGAAGUACAAAGCAUUUUCCACCUGUGUGUCUCACCUGUCUAUUGUCUCCUUAUUUUAUUGUACAGUCCUAGGAGUGUAUCUUAGCUCUGCUGCUACCCAUGAAUCAAAGUCAAGUUCAAUUGCCUCAGUGAUGUACAUGGUGGUCACCCCCAUGCUGAACCCCUUCAUCUACAGUCUCAGGAACAAGGACAUUAAGGGGGCACUGAAAAAAUUGGCGGGCUUAUCGACCUUGCUUCAG